Molecule: messenger RNA, 2463 nt
Organism: Colletotrichum destructivum
Lineage: Eukaryota; Fungi; Ascomycota; Sordariomycetes; Glomerellales; Glomerellaceae
Product: Putative amino acid/polyamine transporter I
Exons: 2
Coding region: 533-2398 (621 amino acids)
Biological process (GO): amino acid transmembrane transport
Cellular component (GO): membrane
Molecular function (GO): L-amino acid transmembrane transporter activity
Source: RefSeq, a predicted model, not a curated record
AACCUUAAAUCAUAAGCCACCGCCCCCGGACAUCUUCUCUCUCCUCCCCAACCUCCGAUCGCCAAUCUUAUCCGGACAAUAAGCGGCUACAGUACUAAUUUGCACAACAAGACAUUAUUAUAUACAUCACAUUCUGCUUCGGCCCCUUUGCAGAGGGGCUCCUCGGUCUAUUUCGAAUUCCGCGCUUAAAAGGGUCCCCCCCAGUGGGUAUAGAGACAAGAGGCGACUCCGGGCGCAAAACCGAAGCCACUACACUAACGACUCCUUUAAACGUACCUGCAAACGACGUCACGAAAUUCUUCAAGCUCGCCGCGAUUCUCAUUACAGCACACAAAUACACACACUCACACACGCAAACACACAGGGGCGCCGGUGUAUCCCUCAAUACCACACUACCACAUCAUCAAUUAUUCCCAGCGCAACAUGCGAUAGCCCUCAGCCACGUCUCCUCGCAAGCCGAACGAAUCCACCUGGGUCGAGAGUCGCUCCCUCGCCGCGAUCCUCGUCACCUCGACAUCCAACCCCAUCCACCAUGCCGCCCUACACCAAUGUACAAUCUCACCGCGACUCCCUCGAGCUCGCCUCCCUCGCCUCCUCCUCCCGCGUCGACUCAGCCGCCUCGGACAUUCCUUCCUCUCGACCCUCCAUCUCCUCUUCCCGCAAGCUCUCCUUCGACGCCGAAGACCCUCUUGACGCUGCGAAUCCGGCCGCGAGCGCCGGCAGACCGAACCGCCAUGACCGCUCGUAUUCCGUUUCUUCGGGCUUCGAUUUCGCCGCGAACCUGUUUCCCCUGAGCUCCACUGCCGGCGCCGCCGGCGGCGGCUACGCUCCUAUCGGCGCGCCGACCUCGACGGCAAUACAGAACGGCGGGCUGGGCGGCGGCAGCCUCGAGAAGCACAAGACGCUCACGUACCUCAAUGGCUUGAGUCUGAUCGUGGGCCUCAUCAUAGGGAGCGGCAUCUUCUCCAGCCCCAGCCAAGUGAGCUCUAAGGUCGGCUCGCCUGGCGCCGCACUCGUAGUGUGGGUGAUUGCUGGCGUGCUGGCAUGGACGGGCGCGGCGAGCUACGCGGAGCUUGGCGGCGCAAUACCGCUGAACGGCGGCGCCCAAGUUUACCUCGCCAAGAUCAUGGGCGAAAUGGCUGGGUUCCUGUUCACGUGGGUGGCGGUCCUGGUACUCAAACCCGGUAGUGCCGCCAUCAUCGCCAUCAUUAUGGGGGAAUAUCUCGUUCGGGCGGCGAUCGGCGCGGAGGCGGAGAGCCUCAGUCCGUGGGUGAACAAGGCGGUGGCCUUGGUGGCGCUGGUCGCGGUGACGGUGCUCAACUGCGUGUCGACGAAGCUGGGCACCAAGGUAAACGACUGGCUCAUGUUUCUCAAGUUCAUCGCGCUGCUAGGCGUGACUGUGACGGGCGUCGUCGUUGCAAUCACUGGCAAGACCCUGACAGGUAAGGCCAACAUGGAGUGGAAGACGCACGAGUGGUUCGCUGGCACGUCAUCGGAUCUCUCUGCUUGGGCAGUAGCCCUGUACGCGGGCCUCUGGGCCUAUGAUGGCUGGGACAACACAAAUUACGUCGUUGGCGAGUUCCGAAACCCGAGCCGGGACCUCCCUCGCGUCAUCCAUACGGCGAUGCCGCUCGUGAUCUUGUCCUACGUUCUGGCCAACAUCGCCUACUUCCUCGUGCUCCCCCAGGCCGCCAUCAACGCCUCCAACACAGUCGCGGUACAGUUCGGCGCAAAGGUAUUUGGGCCUGUCGGCUCUCUCGUGCUCGCGUUGAUCGUCUCGGCGUCUUGCUUCGGCGCCCUGAACUCGUCAACCUUCACGUCAUCGCGUCUGGUCUAUGUCGCGGGCAAAGAAGGGUACAUCCCCUCCGUCUUUGGCAGUAUCGGGCUGUCUCGGUCAGAAGGCCACUCGGUGACGACCUCGCGAACCUCGCGUGGGCGUGUUGCAAAUCUCCUAAUCCGUAUCCUCGGCGACGAUGACAUGGGUCUCUUCUACACCCCCGUCUGGGCGCUUGUGCUCAACGGCCUGCUGACGGCUGCCUACAUCAUUGUGGGCGAGUUUGGCACCCUGUUGACCUUUUACGGUGUCGCGGGAUACACCUUUUACUUCAUCACAGUACUGGGGCUGAUCAUCCUCCGCGUACGCGAGCCACAGCUCGACCGCCCAUACAAGACGUGGAUCACAACGCCCAUCAUCUUCUGCUGCGUCUCGCUGUUCCUGCUGAGUCGUGCCGUGUUCGCGCAGCCGCUGCAGACGGUGACGGUGGUGUUGUUCGUCGUCGCCGGCGUGCCCGUGUAUUUUUGGCGCAUCCGCGGACGGGACCAGCAGGUCAUCAAGCGCGAGACGAGGCAUCAACUGGAGCACGAGGGGCGUUCGUGGUGGCAGUUUUGGAAGCGUUGAUGAUGAUGGGAAGCACGGCGAGGUUCCUUUUUUUUUUGGCUAUGGAGACGGUCUUGCUAUGGGUA